Molecule: messenger RNA, 762 nt
Organism: Fusarium keratoplasticum
Lineage: Eukaryota; Fungi; Ascomycota; Sordariomycetes; Hypocreales; Nectriaceae
Exons: 2
Coding region: 1-762 (253 amino acids)
Source: RefSeq, a predicted model, not a curated record
AUGAUGUCCGACACGUCCCAGCCCGCCACAGAGUGCGAGGAGAGUGCACUGGACAACCUGCCCCCAUUAUCUGUUCUCCUCAAAGCCCUGAAGCCAGGCACCAACAUCUUCAACACCCGCGAUUACUCCCCCGACUGCGACGAUGAGUCCGAUGAGCUCAUUGAACUUGGCUGUGGGAGACUCUCAUACGUUCUACAUGAACCCGGGCAGUCCUUUGUUAUCAAGAAGCAGCCUUCUGGUUUCAAUUUCUCGAACUGCGGACUCGUCCGACUCACAGAGAAGGAAGCCGACACGACGAUGAACGCUUUUCAGGUAUUCAGCAAACUUGAGACUGGGAGGCAUUCGGGGAGAAUCGGCAUCAACGUUGUUGAUCUUUCGAGAGCCAUUGGCGAGGCUUUCGCUGUCAUCCAUUUCGACUGUGGGCUCUCUGGCAUGGGCGUCGAGUUUGCUUUUGGCCUUUCCAUACCCAAGAGGCCAAGUGCGCGCUGCUUGUACACCGUCGACCUCUAUCUCUUUGACUUUGGGGACUGUUGGAAAGACGACAACGGAGUGGGAACGGAGGGUCUGAACAUGGCCAACAUCAUGCUCCAGCCCGAAACUCGAAAGUUCAUUCCGAGCCCCCUGAAUAGUCCAACCCUGUAUAAGGUCUUCAAGGACGCUUACAUUGAGUAUGCGAAGAAGAGCCUAGGUGACGAAUGCAGCCCACUUCCAUGCAAUGGCAUGAAGCACUAUGAGAGGCUUGCCGCCAGGCAGCUUCUGUAA